Molecule: messenger RNA, 2003 nt
Organism: Zootoca vivipara (common lizard)
Lineage: Eukaryota; Metazoa; Chordata; Lepidosauria; Squamata; Lacertidae
Gene: PLAU
Product: plasminogen activator, urokinase
Biological process (GO): regulation of cell adhesion mediated by integrin; blood coagulation; plasminogen activation
Molecular function (GO): serine-type endopeptidase activity; calcium ion binding
Source: RefSeq, a predicted model, not a curated record
AGUCAAAGUGAGAACACUGAGAGGCUAAGCCUUCGGCUAUCGCAAUACAUCACGGAACACAGCACAGUUUUGCCACUGUUGUUCCAUCUGAAACCUGUGUAAAGAAGAACCCAGGAAGUGAACCAAACUGGUGGAAAUAGGAACCUCUUGCCCAACACGAUGAAGUUAGUCGUCACCAUCUCUGUAAUGCUGAGCGUUCUCGUCACAGACAUCACAUCAUUUCACCACUGGAAGAAAGAUCGCAAGCUGGGAAGCAAAGCUAAAUAUGAACAUAAAGGUUGCACCUGUCUGAAUGGAGGAACCUGUGUCUCCUACUACCUCUUUUCUGGAAUGAGACAUUGCUUAUGCCCCAAAGGGUAUAGUGGGGACCACUGUGAAAUCGCUGCCAAUUCUCCAUCAGCAGCACGGACAAUCCUGGUUUUCUCGACAGAUGCUGAAAGUCGCUGCUAUACAGACAAUGGGGAGGACUACAGAGGGACUUUGGCGGUGAAUGAGAAAGGUGAAAGGUGCCUGGAUUGGGACUCCCCUUCGCUGCAGAGAUGGCCUUAUCAUGAUGGCAUGGAGAACGCCAUGAAACUUGGGUUAGGAAAGCACAACUUCUGCAGAAAUCCAGAUGGCCGAUCCAAACCGUGGUGUUACGUUAGGAAGGGUUACCGAACCUCUUCAACAUCCUGCAAAAUCGACGAAUGCCGAAAAGAAGCCACAUGUGGCCAGAGGAGCUUCCGCAAGUACUUCAAGAUUGUGGGCGGUUACAAAGCACCCAUUGAGUCUCAGCCUUGGAUAGCAACCAUCUACCACACCGAUAAGAGAGGAGGUAGUCAGUUUCUUUGUGGCGGUAGCCUCAUAGAUGCGUGUUGGGUCCUGACAGCGGCACACUGCUUCGGGAGCAACACCCCUGAGGUAUCCAAGCUGAAUGUUAUUCUCGGGAAGUCUGAAUUGUACACUGAUGAUACGAAGGAGCAAAAAUUUAAUGUUGAUAGGGUUGUCAUUCAUGAGGACUACACACUUCAGAGAACGGAUUAUAAUAAUGAUAUUGCCCUAUUGAGGAUCCGAUCAUCUUCUGGCCAGUGUGCACAAACGUCAGACACUGUGAAGACCAUCUGCUUGCCAUCACAAGACUCGUUUCCAGACAAUUUUCAGUGUGAAGUUUCUGGCUAUGGAAGAGAAAACAAGACUGACAUUUACUUCGCAAGGAUCCUGAAAUCAACCAAUGUGAACCUGAUACCCCAGUCUUUGUGUAAGAAAUACUAUAAGGACAGGGUGACUGGCAACAUGUUCUGUGCUGGAGAUGAAACGUGGCAGACAGAUUCAUGCAAAGGAGAUUCCGGGGGUCCCCUGGUUUGUGCAAGCAGUGACAGUAUGGUGCUAUAUGGGAUCGUCAGCUGGGGCGAUGGGUGUGCUGACAAAGAGAGGCCUGGCGUCUACACGAGAGUCACAAAUUACCUUCGCUGGAUCGAAACCCACAUGAACGGCAUCCAUUUCAAAAGUUCCUACCUUCCUAAAUGAAGAUAUGGCAGCUUUCUAUGGAGCUGGAGCAUGGAAACUGAGCUAAAGAACAUUGCAGGCCGUUGAAACGGCAAGCUUUGUUUUGGAGUUGACGGCUCUUUGGUGGCUACCUUGACUGGACUUAACAUCAGGUCAACUUGUUAACAUUUGUGCCACUAUGUCUGAAGCAGAAACCAUCACUGAACAACACACAUUCUCCCAUGGUGGAGUGGGGAAGCUCUUCAAUAUUUAACAUUUAAAUAAGGAGUGUUUUAGCCAGCCAAUGUAAUAUACAUGUGGCCUUAUCUACAGGAGUCAGCAUUUCACUUUGUCAGUAGGUGUGGGGUUUUUUUUGGUAAGGUUUUUAAAUUGGCUACUAAUGUAAUAUUAGUGCCAUUCAGAAAAACAACUCAGACUCAUUUAAUUGAAUGAGAUUUAAGGACAACUGUGCUGCCCUAUUGAUUCACUAUGUGCCCUUAGAUCUCUGUGGGUGUAGUGUCAGGGUUUGUUUGUUUGUU